Molecule: messenger RNA, 3273 nt
Organism: Patella vulgata (common limpet)
Lineage: Eukaryota; Metazoa; Mollusca; Gastropoda; Patellidae
Product: bestrophin-4
Exons: 12
Coding region: 59-1963 (634 amino acids)
Molecular function (GO): chloride channel activity
Source: RefSeq, a predicted model, not a curated record
CCACAGCUACCUCCUUCAUUACAUUCCAAUACAGAAACAGACGUGAAAAACAGACGACAUGACCAUUAUCUAUCAAUACAAAGUGGCUACCACAUCACUCGGAGGCUUUGCCAAACUAUUGGCAGCCUGGAAGGGCAGUGUUUAUAAACUUAUGUUCAAAGAGAUGUUAAUUUUCGCGGGAGCGUACUUCCUGAUCAGCAUCACUUAUAGAUUAGCUUUAACACCGGAUCAAAAACUCCUUUUCGAAAAAAUCGUAACUCAUUGCAACACUUUCACAAGUUUAAUACCAGUUUCUUUUGUGCUGGGUUUCUAUGUAUCUUUUGUUGUAAAAAGAUGGUGGGAACAAUUUAUGAAUGUUCCUUGGCCAGACAGAACAUUGUUUAUAAUGAAUACCUAUUUACACAGCGAUGAUGACAGAGCUAGAAUAAUGAGGAGAACAAUAGCUAGAUAUAUGUUACUUGGUCUUAUUAUAAUAUGUCGUUCUGUUAGUGUAGCUGUCAUGAAAAGAUUUCCUACUAUGGACCAUCUGAUCGAGGCAGGUUUUGCAACCAAAGAAGAAAUUGAGAUGUUUGAAAAUACUAAAUGUAAAUACAACAAAUUUUGGGUACCCUUGAUGUGGGCUAACAAUAUUUUAAUUCAAGCCAGAAGGGAGAGAAAAAUCGACAACGAUUUUGGUCUUCGAAUGAUUAUUGAGCAACUGGCGGCAUUUAGAGAUAGAUGUUCUUUAUGUUUUGUAUAUGAUUGGAUAACAAUACCUUUAGUAUAUACACAAGUUGCUACUCUGUCUGUUUAUAUGUUUUUCGCUACCUGUUUAUUAGGACGACAGUAUCUAGAUACUAGUAAAAAAUAUCCUGGUUAUGAUAUUGAUUUCUACUUUCCAUUAUUUACCUUAUUACAGUUCUUCUUUUACAUGGGUUGGUUAAAGGUUGCUGAACAACUAAUCAACCCUUUUGGUGAAGACGAUGAUGAUUUUGAUAUCAACUGGCUAAUAGAUAGGCACACGGAGGUGGCGUUUUCUCUAGUAGAUCAAUGUUAUGGUAAAUAUCCUAAGUUAGUUCAAGAUAAAUUCUGGAAUGAUGAAGUCGUGCCAGAUUUACCAUAUACAGAGGCUUCCAAGAAUUCCAAGAAACCAAAUUACCUAGGAUCUACAUAUAAUUUAUCUAAACCCUCCCCGGACGAUCAGCGUUUAUUUGUUCCUCAUCCCAAUGUAAACGGCUUUGGUGUGAGAAACAGGAAUAAGGACUCCCUUACCAGUAAUAUAGGAGAUUCAGUCAUAAGUUUAUUUACUGGAAGAGGAAAUGUCCCGAAACAAUACUAUGAUUCCAGAGAAACUCUAUGUUCUGUUGCUGGUAGCGAGAAAAUGUUUAAUAAUUUACAUUCUAAUGGCGGUCCUGGUUAUACACAGCUACCGUCCAUUGUCAUCAGCGAGCCACGACUGCGUAGAGCGUCUGCAGAUCUUCCUAUAAACACAGAGGAACUAAAUGAGUUAAGGCGAGAAAGGGCUAGUACAGAUUGUGACGAAAGAGGUAUGUUGAAGUCAGAAAGAGAAAGAAAGUUCAGUACACCAUUUAACUUCCCUUUCUUUAGUCGUGAAGAAAAGAAAACUGAAGACACACUUCUGCCAAAACCACCUUCAAGAUUUUCUGUUGAACCUGUUGUGAAUGAUCCAGAACAAGAUUUCAUAGCUCCUCGUACAAGACGUACAGGACAAAUAAUGUGCCAGCUAGAUAAACAUAUGAAGCAUAAUAAUGUUUCACGACCACCAGUAUUAUCAGCAAUAGAAGAGGGUGGAACAGUGAACAGUAUAAGGCAGUUAUUACACAGAUCAGAUAGCGAUACAUCUGACCCCUUUAACGAUUCCUCACCAAGAUCUUCCAGCACACAUUCUCUAGAGGUGAACAGCGAAUCUGAAGAACAUCCACAUAAUCAACUUAUUCCUGAAAUUAUUAUAGAGGAAUACUGAUCACAGAGUAUACAUAAUGCUACAAUACCUAUUUAUAAGUGACCGGGUCACUUAGAAUAUAUGCUAGUGAUUAAUUUCAAAGAGAGGAACCAUGUUUAUCAUAUGUGGACAUUAGAUAAUCGCGUACGAUAAUAAUAAAGGAACAUUGAAGCUUGAUCUCUCUAUGGACUAUUUAUGUGUGAUUUUACUGUGGUGUUUAUAAUAAACUGGUAUUGGUGUUUAUAAUAAACUGGUAUUGGUGUUUCUUUGUAUAAAAUGUGUAUAGUAUAAAGUGUUCAUGAAAUUGUAUAUAAAGACAAUAUAGGGGAUUGUAUGUACUGGUAACCCCCAACAUGAAAUUGAAUACACUUACAUAAUAUAGUCUGUUACCUGUUCAAGCUACCAUUGUACAAAUCGUUGUUGUUUUAAUGCGGAUACCAUAGUUUUAGUGAAGAUUUUGGAACACAUAUUUUGUAGCUAUGAUUUUUUAAAGAGUGCAAUAAUAAGUGAAUAGUAAAUACAGUUAUUUUCUGGGAGAACUAAGUACAAGCCUUCAAAUUAAAACAAUACCUAUUUGAUACUCAAGGAAAACCGCAACCAAUUUCUUUUUUGUAUUUUGCCUUAUGCUUAUAGAUACAUUAUGUAAGAUUUAGAUAAAGAGCUAGCCAUUUAUAUAAUAAUUCGAAAAUAGAUAGUGCAAAAUUACUCUAUUGUGAACGAAGAUAUUAGCCUUUGAAAGUUUGACAAGAUGUAUUUAUUAAUUGCAACCACCCUACUAAUUUUUCGAAGUUAUGCCUCGGUCUCUAUUUUUAAAUUAAAUCAAAACAUGGCUGAAUCGUUCGAGAGUUGAUUAUGGUCUUGGCAUGUUAAUAAAUGUCUAAUUAAUAGUUUAUAUAACAUUUCAGGCAUAAAGAAAGACCUGCAAUAGGCAGAUUUAGCUCUUGCAUAAUGUAUGUUUAACAUAAUAGUUUGGUCAAUAGCUUUACAGUCAGUAUUCAAUGCUAGGGUGGAUAAUUUUGCAUGGAGAAAUGGGUUUCCACAGUCUACAAUUCAUCAAAUUCCGACUGUCAAGGUUUCUUUUCGUUGCAAAAUGUAAACAUGGGUGUUUUUCUUGUCCCAACGAAAUUCAUUGUAUAGGUAACUUCUAUUCCUCGAAUUACGGCUGCCAAGGUUUCUUUUAAUUGCAAAAUGUGUACAUGGGCCUCUAUCCGCAGGCUUUCUGUUAGCCAAAAAUUCUAUAGAAAUGUAAGGUGUGACAUCUACAUGUGUUAUAUAUGUUCAGUUUAUCCAUAGUUCUCGGCCAGGAUAAUUUGAGUUAUGGACAAACUAAA